AUGGAAGAUGGCACACACGACAGAGCGCUCUUGUUGCAAGAGGCUAUCGGGAGGGAAGGAGGGGCUGGUUCUCUGCUGCCUCGGCACAAGCGCCGCCGGGGCCUCCUCGCCCCGCGCGCCCUGAGGGAGGCGGGGGCCCCGCGGCACCGGGGAGGGGAAAGGGCCGAACAUCCCAGCCCACCCCAUUGCGCCUCGUUCCCAAUAGAUCGGUUCGCGCCCCUUUUCACUGCUAGCAGCCCCCGAUCCCGACCGCCGCUCCCCUCCCCCCCUCGCGAUCCCGGCACUAACGCCUCUCGUCCUCCCCGCCGCCAUCACCGCCAGCGCCGCUUCCGCCCCGCGAGGCCCCUCCUGCGCGGGCUGCCCCGCGCGCAGCCUGACCCCUCGCCGCUACCUCCGGUGCUUCCCGCUCCGCGGCGGCUCCCACGGGAUUCUCCUCACCCGCAGGGAGCGAGCGCUGCAGGACGCCACGCGCGGAGCCAGCGCGGAGCGGCGCAGGCAGCGCGGCGGACGGGCGGCCGGCGGAAGAGCCGGCGGGAGCCCCGGGGCGGCGCCGUGCGGUGGCGGAUGGAGCUGGUGGCGGGGUGCUACGAGCAGGUGCUGCUGGGGUUCGCCACGCGGCCCGGCCAGUCGUGGACAGUCGUCCCUGAUUUUACACAUCAUGCCCACACUGCCUCGUUGUCAGCAGUAGCAGUGAAUAACAGAUAUGUGGUCACUGGGAGCAGAGAUGAGACAAUCCAAAUCUAUGACAUGAAAAAGAAGAUUGAGCAUGGGGCGCUGCUACAGCACAAUGGCACGGUAACUUGUUUGGAGUUCUAUGGGACUACACAUCUACUGAGUGGGGCUGAAGAUGGACUCAUUUGUGUUUGGAACACAAAGAGAUGGGAAUGUCUGAAAUCCAUUAAGGCACAUAAGGGACACGUGACAUCUCUUUCUAUUCAUCCUUCUGGGAAAUUAGCUUUGUCAGUUGGAACUGAUAAAACAUUAAGAACUUGGAAUCUUGUUGAAGGACGAUCAGCCUUCAUCAAAAACCUGAAGCAAAAUGCACACAUAAUUAAAUGGUCCCCUGAUGGAGAGAAGUAUGUGACCGUGAUAACAAACAAAGUGGAUAUCUACAGACUUGACACAGCUUCAAUCACUGGCACCAUUACAACAGAGAAGAGGAUUUCUUCACUUAGAUUUAUUACAGAUUCUGUCCUUGCCAUAGCAGGAGGUGAUGAAAUUAUUAGGUUCUACAGCUGUGACUCUCAAAAAUGCCUGUGUGAAUUUAAAGCUCAUGAAAACAGAAUAAAAGAUAUUUAUAGUUUUGAAAGAGAAGGACAGCAUGUCAUUGUUACUGCAUCCAGUGACGGUUACAUUAAAAUGUGGAAUCUGGAUCUUGAUAAGAUUAGAGAUGGGCCAUCUUUACUGUGUGAAGUCAAUACCAAAGCUAGGCUGACGUGUCUUGCAGUAUGGCUUGACCAAGCUUCAGAAAAGAAAGAAAACUCUGAAAAAACUGCAACACCAUCUCAAGAAACAGAAGAUGAAAAAUCAUCAACAGCCAGGAUAAACAAAGAUUUUUGGACUACUAAAAGGGUUAAAAUAGCAAAAAGAAAGAGAAAAAUUAUUCCAGAUAAACAAAAGCUGGAAGCUCCAGUGCAAAAGAAGAAAAAGAAAAAGACACAGAAUAGUUCGGCAUGAAGGCAGCUAUUUUUUCUGUAUAAAAAGUAAAUGGUGGUGUUGCCCUAGUUUUUAUAAGAAUCUAAACCCUAACAGAACAUGUACCUCUGAUCCAAUGUAUUGUUUAAAAAUAAUUAAUGUUCUUACCCUAAUAAACUGACUGAUCAUUCUGGGAACUUUCCCUAAGUGAACAAAGCAAAAAUAAAUUCAUAAUAUGCAAUGUUUAUAUUUUUCUAUUCACAAUACCAUACACUUUUUAACUGGCUCUGAAAAAGCCAGCUAAAAUAAUAAAAAUAGCUUCAUCUGU
Molecule: messenger RNA, 1963 nt
Organism: Onychostruthus taczanowskii (white-rumped snowfinch)
Lineage: Eukaryota; Metazoa; Chordata; Aves; Passeriformes; Passeridae
Gene: PAK1IP1
Product: PAK1 interacting protein 1
Molecular function (GO): protein binding
Source: RefSeq, a predicted model, not a curated record